Molecule: messenger RNA, 261 nt
Organism: Micromonas commoda
Lineage: Eukaryota; Viridiplantae; Chlorophyta; Mamiellophyceae; Mamiellales; Mamiellaceae
Exons: 2
Coding region: 1-261 (86 amino acids)
Biological process (GO): fatty acid metabolic process
Molecular function (GO): fatty-acyl-CoA binding
Source: RefSeq, a predicted model, not a curated record
AUGGUAUCCAAGGAGGAAUUCGACAAGGCGGCCGAGGAGGUCAAGGCGUACGCCCAGUGCACCAACGACGAGCAGCUGGAGCUCUACGGCUGGUUCAAGCAGGCCAACGUCGGCGACGUGAACACCGCUCGCCCCGGCAUGCUCGACUUCAAAGGCAAGGCCAAGUGGGACGCCUGGGAGAAGUGCAAGGGCACCUCCAAGGAGGACGCCAUGGCCAAGUACGUCGAGGUCGUCGAGAAGAUCAAGGCGAAGUACGCCUGA